CUGCUCUCUCUAUCCUCAAAUACACUCUCUUCCCCCUUACCUAUAUACCAGAUAUCACACAAAUAAUAUACUUGAACAAUGUCCAGCCAACCUCUUACCUGGGUCGUCACCGGCUGCUCCUCCGGCAUCGGCGAAGCCCUAGUCCGCGCCAUCCUCGCCCAGGGCGACAAAGUCAUUGCCACUGCCCGCGCCCGCAACAAUGUCAGCGGUGCCGACCGUCUCUCGGCCCUCAAAGAAGCCGGAGCCGCAGUGGUCGAGCUCGACGUGAGCCGGCCCCAAGAAGAACUGGAUGCCAAGGCACGCGAGAUCUGGGAGAUCUACGGCAAAGUCGAUGUCCUAGUGAACAACGCUGGAUACAUUGACGCUGGUAUUGUCGAAGAAAUCACCGAGCCUUUCCUAAUUGACGCCCUCCGCACCAACGCCUUCGGUCCCCUCAAUGUAUCCCGCGCCUUCCUGCCCCUCAUGCGCGCCCAGAAAUCCGGAACCGUGCUGUUCACUAGCAGCGUCGGAGUCUACUACGGUGCGCCUGGUGCAUCAUGCUACACAGGCGGCAAGGGUCUCCUGGAGGUGGUGGUGCCCAACCUGGCUCUGGAGCUGGCGGCAUUCGGCAUUCGCACUUCACUACUCACCUAUGGUUACUACCGCACAGAGGUCAUGAACCCUGGAAACUUUCACAGCCGGGCGCCUCGUCCUUUGCCGGAGUAUGAAGAGCUCCGGGGUCUGGUGGUUGCUGGGUGUGCGGCUGCCAACCACAACCAGCAAGGUGAUCCGGAGAAAGCGGCGAAGGUGGUGGUCGAGGCGGUUAAGGGAACGGGCAAGUUUGAGGGGAAGCAGUUGCCUUUGCGGUUGCCCAUUGGUAAGGAUGCUAUUGCUGCGAUGCGUAAAGCGUGCGAGGAGAGGUUGGCUAUUUGUAAUGAGUUUGAGGGGCUGGUGGAUCAGACGGAUUUCUAAAUUUCGAAUGAGAAUUGUAUAUAAUGAUUAGCUUCGAGUCGG
This is a messenger RNA of Aspergillus costaricaensis CBS 115574, 993 nucleotides long. RefSeq names its product SDR family oxidoreductase. Bases 79 to 951 code for a protein of 290 amino acids. Lineage: Eukaryota; Fungi; Ascomycota; Eurotiomycetes; Eurotiales; Aspergillaceae. The record is from RefSeq and is a predicted model, not a curated record. The transcript has 3 exons.